CUGGGCUCACUGUUGACCAGGCAGUGUGUGGGUGAGAGCAACUUAGAAGGGCUGAGAGCUCUGUGUCUGGUUUAGAGCUAAAACCCGAUAGAAACCAUUAAAAAUGACUGCCGUCCACCGCUUAGUUAUUGUCCGCCAUGGAGAGAGUGCCUGGAACCAAGAAAACCGCUUCUGCGGCUGGUUUGACGCUGACCUUAGCGAAAAGGGAGUGGAGGAGGCCAAGCGUGGAGCCCAGGCUAUCAAGGAAGCAGGCCUGAAGUUUGAUGUGUGCUACACCUCAGUGCUGAAACGUGCCAUCCAGACCCUGUGGACCAUUAUGGAGGGCACUGACCAGAUGUGGCUGCCUGUGAUUCGUUCCUGGCGGCUGAACGAGCGCCACUACGGAGGCCUCACUGGACUCAACAAGGCAGAGACUGCUGAGAAGCACGGCGAGGAGCAGGUGAAGAUCUGGCGUCGAUCUUUUGACAUCCCACCUCCAUCUAUGGAUAAGGAUCACCCUUACCACAAAAUCAUCAGUGAGUCUCGGCGUUACAAGGACCUGAAGCCUGGUGAACUGCCUACAUGUGAGUCCCUGAAGGACACCAUUGCCCGUGCCCUACCAUUCUGGAAUGAAGUUAUUGCUCCGCAAAUCAAAGCCGGGAAGAAUGUAAUUAUCGCCGCUCACGGGAACAGCCUCCGUGGCAUCGUCAAGCACCUAGAGGGCAUGUCUGACGCAGCCAUCAUGGAGCUGAAUCUUCCGACAGGAAUCCCAAUCGUAUACGAACUGGAUGCAGACCUGAAGCCGGUCAAGCCCAUGUCUUUCCUCGGUGAUGAGGAAACCGUGAAGAAGGCCAUGGAGGCUGUGGCUGCUCAGGGCAAAGCCAAGAAGUAAGCCUGCUUUGGAGGCUCCAUGAGGAGGCAGAAAUUUAGACUUUUCACCCCAGUGUUUCACUUCCAGCUUUUCCUCAUAUUUCAUUCCAAAUUGGGGAAGUGGUUAAUGGUUCUUUGGAAGAAUGGCCAGGUCCCUACAUUUUACACAGCAACACAUCACUCAGUCCUUUUAAAUUGUGGUCUAGCCCUAGUUUGUAGUAUUCACAACUCUGGCACAUUCAAUAAACAAAUCAUGUUUGUUUGUA
Girardinichthys multiradiatus is the source of this 1115-nucleotide messenger RNA. RefSeq names its product phosphoglycerate mutase 2 (muscle) (gene pgam2). Bases 104 to 871 code for a protein of 255 amino acids. Gene Ontology annotation, biological process: glycolytic process. The record is from RefSeq and is a predicted model, not a curated record. NCBI's taxonomy places the organism in Eukaryota, Metazoa, Chordata, Actinopteri, Cyprinodontiformes, Goodeidae. The transcript has 3 exons. Gene Ontology annotation, molecular function: intramolecular phosphotransferase activity.